UUUAAAUAAAAUUGGAAAUUUUGUGAAAAAUUUACACAAAAACUCACCCUUGGAAUAAAAUUAUUCUAAUAUUGCAAUUUAGAACAAAUAAAAUAAGAAAAUGAAGAACGAUGACAAGAGUAACGUACCUAAGGUACGUAUUGCAGUUUUAGGAAGUGACAAUGUUGGAAAAUCAGCAUUGACAGUACGUUAUUUAACAAGAAGAUUUAUAGGUGAAUAUCGAUCAAAUACAGAUCUAUUAUAUAAACAAACAAUAUCACUAGAUAGUGCUGGUUUAACAGAAGUUGAAGUAGUUGAUAUUUCAUCAGAAAAUGAAAAUGAAUUUCCUAUGGAACAGAUACAAUGGGCCGAUGCUUGUAUGAUUGUUUAUAGUAUUACGGAUCGUAGUAGUUUUGAAUAUGCUUCUAGAUCAUUAGCUGAAUUAAAAUCAAUACAAAAUGCUCCACUAGCAUAUUUAAUUGCUAAUAAAUGUGAAUUAGAUCAUUUAAGAGAGGUUAAUGAAACAGAAGGUGCUUCAUUAGCUGCAACACAUUCUAUAGGAUUUUGUGAAAUUUCUGUAGCUGAAAAUUCACCAAAUUUAUAUAAAGCAUUUGAAAAAUUAUUAAUUGACUCAAGAGCAAGACCAGUUAAACAUAGAAAAUUUUCUGUAACAAAAAUGAUUGGUACAUUAAUUGGCGCUAAUAAUAAUGGUACAAAACAACAAUUAUUAAUUAAUCAAGGUACUGUUGUACCAUGUCAUAAAGGUGAAUUACAUAAAUCACGUGUAUUAAAAAGAAGACAAGCAUUUACAGCAACUGCAUCUCUGUGACCAUCAUCAUUAACAAGAAUAAAAAAUAAUGUGGAAUUGAGAGUAACACAAGAAUAUUAAAACGGAAGAAAAACAAAAUGGAAAAUAUAACAACAAUAUUCAUUUUAAUAUUUUCUCAAUAAAAAUAAUAUAUAUAUAUAUACAAUAUUUUAGUACCAUUGAAAAUAAUAUAUACAAAUGUACAUAAAUAUGUAACAUAGUACAGUAUAUAUAGGUACAAUUAUAUAUAUAUUAUAUUUUAUACUUUUUUUGUUUUUGGAGAAAAAAAAAGAAAAAUUUGAAAAAACAAAUUAAGUUUAUAAAAGGAUUUUGAAUCGUUUUAUAUUUACGAACAA
Messenger RNA from Condylostylus longicornis, 1143 nucleotides. Its product is annotated as ras-related and estrogen-regulated growth inhibitor-like protein. Gene Ontology annotation, molecular function: GTPase activity; GTP binding. NCBI's taxonomy places the organism in Eukaryota, Metazoa, Arthropoda, Insecta, Diptera, Dolichopodidae. Bases 101 to 808 code for a protein of 235 amino acids. The transcript has 5 exons. The record is from RefSeq and is a predicted model, not a curated record.